Molecule: messenger RNA, 1011 nt
Organism: Fusarium falciforme
Lineage: Eukaryota; Fungi; Ascomycota; Sordariomycetes; Hypocreales; Nectriaceae
Exons: 2
Coding region: 1-1011 (336 amino acids)
Biological process (GO): fatty acid metabolic process
Molecular function (GO): NAD+ binding; oxidoreductase activity, acting on the CH-OH group of donors, NAD or NADP as acceptor
Source: RefSeq, a predicted model, not a curated record
AUGGCAGAGCCACUAGAGCAGCAGACAAUUGCCCUCAUCGGCCUCGGCACAAUCGGCCUCUCGUUCGCUGCGUUGCAUCUGAGGUACUCGAACGCCAAUCUACGGCUAUAUGACGUACGAGACGACCUUGAGCAUCACAUCUCUACCCUUCUGCCGGUAUAUCUAGAGUCAGUGAAGAAAGAAGCGACAGAGGCCCUCUCUGUUCAGGAACUCAUAUCCACCGGACGGCUGUCGAUAUGCUCUACCAUCGAAGAGGCAUGCUCAAACGCAACUAUUGUUCAAGAGCAAGGUCCCGACAAGAUCGAAUUCAAACAGUCAAACUGGGCCAUUGUCAUCAAAUAUGCGCCUGCAAACGCACAUCUAUGGAGCUCGACAUCUGGUAUCUGCGCUUCCAAGCAAGUCGAGCAUCUCGAGGACAAGACAAGGGUUCUUGUGGUUCAUCCUUUCAACCCGCCGCAUAUCAUGCCAUUGAUCGAGGUGGUGCCGUCUCCCCACACCACACCCGAGAGAAUCCAGUUUGCCAUGGAUUACUUUAAUAGUCUUGGCUCAGGCCAUCGCCCCGUCAAAAUCAACAAAGAAACUCAAGGCUUCGUUGGAAACCGCCUCGCUUUUGCUCUUUUCCGCGAAGCUUGCCACCUCGUUGCCAACGAUGUGGUCUCGGUCGAGGAUUUAGACACCAUCAUGGAAAACAGCCUAGCACCGAGAUGGGCCGUGGCCGGUCCUUUCAAGACAUACAACAGCGCCGGAGGAACUGGCGGUAUAGGAGCAUUUAUGCAUCACUUGGCUGGAACUAUGGAGGCGUGCUGGGGCGAUGUCGGAGAUAUAACCUUUAAAGGAACAUCUGCCGGGGCCUCGGCUCCACGUCCGAGUGUCUCGGCAGAGAGUGAAGACUGGACAGAAAAGGUUUCCAGGCAAACGGAAGAAGCGUAUGGAAUGCCAACUGCGGACUCGCUGGCGGAGAGGGAUCGAAAUCUACAAAAGCUUAUCCAGGCUCAGCCAAGUAAGAGAUAG